Micropterus dolomieu (smallmouth bass) is the source of this 2814-nucleotide messenger RNA. It is a transcript of the gene aldh4a1, whose product is annotated as aldehyde dehydrogenase 4 family, member A1. The record is from RefSeq and is a predicted model, not a curated record. NCBI's taxonomy places the organism in Eukaryota, Metazoa, Chordata, Actinopteri, Centrarchiformes, Centrarchidae. The transcript is spliced from 15 exons. Bases 123 to 1793 code for a protein of 556 amino acids. Gene Ontology annotation, molecular function: L-glutamate gamma-semialdehyde dehydrogenase (NAD+) activity.
CUCUCUCAGAAUCAGCCCGAUCAAUAAUACUGUCUGUAAUCGAUGCACGAGUCUGUGUGAUAGAUAGUCUUUUAUCUCUUCUUCUUCUUCUUCCCUUGUUCUGAUCCACCUACCGCAGGAACAUGCUGCGCGUGAGGGCGGCGGUGCGCCAGUCUUGGAGAGGGUUGAAAACGUUCCCAUGUGCAGCGGUGGAGGUGAAAAAUGAGCCGAUCCUGGGCUUCAAAGAAGGGAGUGCAGAAAGGAAAGAGCUGCUGAAGGCCUUAGACAGUCUGAAGGGGAGGACAGAGGAGAUCCCCUGUGUGGUUGGAGAUGAACAUGUGUGGACCAAAGACGUCAGAUAUCAGCUUUCUCCGUUCAAUCACUCGCACAAGGUGGCAAAGUUCUGCUACGCUGACAAGGAGCUGAUCAACAAAGCCAUCCUGGCGUCCGUGGCGGCGAGGAGAGAGUGGGACCUGAGGCCCGUCCGGGACAGAGCCCAGGUCCUCUUCCAGGCGGCCGACGUCAUCAGCGGACCCAAGAGAGCAGAAAUCCUCGCCAAGACCAUGAUCGGGCAGGGGAAGACGGUGGUCCAGGCGGAGAUCGACGCCGCUGCAGAGCUGAUCGACUUCUUCAGAUUUAACGCCAAACAUGCCAUUGAGCUGGAGCAACAGCAGCCAUUAGAUUGCGAUGGCAGCACAAACACCAUGCUGUAUCGAGGCCUGGAGGGUUUUAUUGCAGCUGUGGCCCCUUUUAACUUCACUGCUAUUGGUGGAAACCUGGCAGGUACUCCGGCUGUGAUGGGUAACGUGGUGCUGUGGAAGCCCAGUGACACCGCCGUGUCUGCCAGCUACGCUGUCUACAAAGUCCUGAGGGAGUGUGGCCUCCCCCCAAACAUCAUCCAGUUCCUACCGGCUGACGGUCCGGUGUUCGGAGACGCUGUCACCUCCUCCGAGCACCUGGCCGGCAUCAACUUCACCGGCAGCGUCCCGACGUUCAAGCGUCUUUGGAAGCAGGUCGCCCAGAACCUGGACACCUACAGGACCUUCCCCAGACUGGCAGGAGAGUGCGGCGGGAAGAAUUUCCACUUUGUCCACAAGUCGGCGGACGUUGAGAGCGUGGUGAAGGGGACGAUCCGCUCGGCGUUCGAGUACGGAGGUCAGAAGUGUUCGGCCUGCUCCAGGAUGUACGUACCUGACAGCAUGUGGCCGCAGAUCAAACGGCAGCUUCUGGACAUUCACAGGAACAUCAAAGUGGGAGACCCUGUGGAAGACUUCAGCACCUUUUUCUCAGCGGUGAUCGAUGAUAAGUCAUUUGCUCGGAUAAAGUCGUGGCUCGACCGAGCCAAGUCCUCCGCUAAUCUAAAAGUCAUCGCUGGAGGAAACUGUGACGACAAGAAGGGUUACUUUGUGGAGCCGACCAUCAUCGAGACCACAGACCCAAAGGACGCCAUCAUGCAGGAGGAAAUCUUUGGGCCUGUUCUGGCAGUUUAUGUUUACCCUGAGAACGAGUACAAAGCGGCGCUGCAGCUGAUAGACAACACGUCCCCGUACGCCCUGACGGGAGCAGUGUUCGCUCAGGACAAGAAUGUGAUCGACGAGGCGGCGAAAGCCUUGAGAAACGCCGCGGGGAACUACUAUGUAAACGAUAAAUCCACCGGCUCAGUUGUCGCUCAGCAGCCGUUCGGUGGCGCCAGAGCUUCAGGAACCAAUGACAAACCCGGAGGUCCACACUACGUCCUGAGAUGGACGUCGCCGCAGGUGGUGAAGGAAACCCACGUCCCCCUCACAGACUGGAGGUACCCCUACAUGGGCUGAGAGGGAGUCUGCUGGUCCAAUCAGAGCCUUCCCUCCGUCAGCAACCCUCUGUCUUUGCGCUGAACCUGGACCUGAAUGUAUUUGAGGAAGUGGGAUCCAUAAAAACUGAUCGGGCUGCAGCCGCCUGGUGGCGAUCGACAGAUUGUCUCCGACGUCUUUCAGCGUCAACACGCUUUUAUCUGACCGAGAGUCAGCAGAAAUGUUGCCCGAUGAUGUUCAUAGUCAAAGACAAACAUGUCUAUAGCUUUAUUUUUUUAAUCUGAAACAAAUUAAUCAGUUCGUCAGAUAACGUUUUUGAUAACCGAUCAAUAAUUUUUAUGUUCAAAUGGAAAAAUUCAGUAGUUCCAUCCUCUAAAUAAUGAAUAUUCUCAGCUUUUCUUGUAAAACAUUUGGAGACGUCACAUUGAACUGUGGGAAAUGGGGAUUUUUCACUGUUCAUCUGUCAACAAAUUAAUCAAGAGAAUAACGGCUGAUUAAUCAAUAAUGAAAAAAAGAGAUUAUUAUUUUAGUUCUGAGUAUGUUGCAUCUCUAAAAGCAUAUUGAUGUCUCAUAUUGGUUAGUUUAAUUAUGAAAAAUGUUUCUAAUCUAUAAUAAUUUUAGAUGUGAAAGAGGUUGUUUCCUCUGUGGUCCUGAGGUGUUUUUGUGUCCCAGUAAAAUCCUCUCUUUGUGUCCGGCGACGCUCACGCCGGCGUCCUCUGCCCAACAAGCCACACGAGAAGAAACGCAGCAGUUAUUUGCACUUUAAUUCCAGUUAGCUGUGAAACUGUCUUGGAAGAUUAAAUGCAGAUGACGUUAACGUAUAAAACCUGCUGUCGUUUCACUUGUGCUGAUAUAAUUUCUGCUGCUUUGUCUUUUAUCAGUCUUGAGUACGGGAUAUUUUCAGAAGAGUGUUUUGUAUUUUAAUCUUUUGCUGUCCUCAAACAAAUGCAGCUGAUUUAUUUUUGUCUUCAGAACGUGCCUGCCUUAGUAACUCUGUAAAUUCAGAAUCUUUUGACAAUAAAUAUUAAAUUAUUAAAUUGUA